Messenger RNA from Vombatus ursinus (common wombat), 6107 nucleotides. RefSeq names its product glycerol-3-phosphate dehydrogenase, mitochondrial. NCBI's taxonomy places the organism in Eukaryota, Metazoa, Chordata, Mammalia, Diprotodontia, Vombatidae. Gene Ontology annotation, biological process: glycerol-3-phosphate metabolic process. The record is from RefSeq and is a predicted model, not a curated record. Gene Ontology annotation, molecular function: calcium ion binding; glycerol-3-phosphate dehydrogenase (quinone) activity. The transcript has 18 exons. Gene Ontology annotation, cellular component: mitochondrion; glycerol-3-phosphate dehydrogenase (FAD) complex. Bases 423 to 2606 code for a protein of 727 amino acids.
UGUUCAGAGGAGCAUUUGAAUUGCAGUCUUUUGUAAGCUCAUGACUUGCCCUCUGUACUGCAACACAUCCUUUUCUCCCAUCCUCUUAUUCCCUCCCCCAAAGUGUCCACUAUUGUUUACUACUAGAGUCAUGUGACCAGCACCUCGAAGUUUGGGGAAGAAAGGUGGUCUAUAAAUAGAACUGCCAAAGAAUCCGAGCUGAACCCUACCUGUGGCUGACUUCCCAUCUCCUUCCCUACCCUGUUGAAGCUCCAACAAGUGGAGCUGGGCAUGCUCAGUGGGCAAGGCAGUCUCUCCGCCUUGUAAGUAGCCCGGCUGUAGCUGAUUAGAGUUGCUAAGCAAAGCCACUUCCCUGACAUUAGGAACAAGCGUCUCCGGCUCCCUACUCUGUUUCGAGAGGAUCAGCCUGAAGAGAUUAAGAAAUGGCAUUUCAACAAGCUAUCAAAGGAACAGCUCUGGUUGGAGGAGGUGCACUUGCCACUGUGCUAGGCCUCUCUCAGUUUGCUCAUUACAGAAGGAAGAAACUCAACUUAGCCUCUGUUGAAGCCGCGGAUUACUUUUUGGAUCCUCAACUUAGGGAACUUCCUUCAAGAGAAGCUCAGCUUACAAGUCUCCAGAGUACUACUGAGUUUGAUAUUCUUGUUAUAGGCGGAGGAGCAACAGGAGCUGGCUGUGCAUUAGAUGCUGUUACUAGAGGACUAAGAACAGCCCUUGUAGAAAGAGAUGAUUUCUCAUCAGGGACCAGCAGCCGGAGCACUAAGCUGAUCCAUGGUGGGGUGAGAUAUCUUCAGAAGGCCAUCUUGAACCUGGAUUAUGAGCAGUACAGGAUGGUGAAAGAAGCACUUCAUGAGCGUGCCAACCUGCUCGAGAUUGCUCCCCAUUUAUCUCAUGCACUACCUAUAAUGCUUCCGAUUUACAAGUGGUGGCAGUUGCCUUACUACUGGGUAGGAAUAAAGCUCUAUGACCUGGUUGCAGGAGCUCAGUGCCUGAAAAGCAGUUAUGUUCUUAGUAAGUCAAGAGCACUUGAACAUUUUCCAAUGCUGCAGAAGGACAAGCUAGUUGGAGCUAUUGUCUAUUACGAUGGACAACACAAUGAUGCAAGGAUGAACCUUGCCAUUGCACUCACUGCUGCCAGGUAUGGGGCUGCCACGGCCAAUUAUGUUGAAGUGAGGAAUUUGUUGAAGAAGAAGGACCCAAAUACUGGGAAGCUGCGUGUGAGUGGUGCACAGUGCAGGGAUAUGCUAACAGGGCAAGAAUUUGAAGUGAGAGCCAAAUGUGUUAUCAAUGCUACGGGACCUUUCACAGACACAGUGCGCAAAAUGGAUAAUCAGACCACCACAAACAUCUGUCAGCCAAGUGCUGGGGUACACAUUGUGAUGCCUGGUUAUUACAGCCCAGAGAGUAUGGGACUGCUUGACCCUGCCACCAGUGAUGGACGAGUUAUUUUCUUCUUGCCCUGGCAAAAGAUGACCAUAGCUGGGACAACUGAUAGUCCGACUGAUAUCACCUCACAUCCUAUUCCUUCGGAGGAAGACAUUAACUUCAUCUUGAGUGAAGUACGCAACUACCUAAGUUGUGAUGUUGAAGUGAGAAGAGGAGAUGUCCUAGCAGCUUGGAGUGGAAUUCGGCCCCUGGUGACAGAUCCGAAGUCUAAAGACACCCAGUCAAUCUCUCGAAAUCAUGUUGUUGAUACCAGUGAGAGUGGCCUUAUUACUAUAGCAGGUGGAAAAUGGACAACUUACCGUUCUAUGGCGGAAGAUACUGUAGAUACUGCUGUCAAAAAUCACAAUUUUAAAGUUGGGCCAAGUAGAACAACUGGCCUUUAUCUGCAAGGUGGUAAGGAUUGGAGCCCUACUCUGUACAUUAGACUGGUUCAGGAUUAUGGACUUGAAAGUGAGGUGGCUCAACAUCUUGCUUCUACUUAUGGUGACAAAGCCUUCGAGGUAGCCAAAAUAGCAAGUGUAACUGGAAAAAGAUGGCCCAUUGUUGGAGUACGGCUUGUGUCUGAAUUCCCAUACAUUGAAGCAGAGGUGAAAUAUGGAAUCAAAGAAUAUGCAUGCACUGCAGUAGAUAUGAUUUCACGCCGCACUCGACUUGCAUUUCUGAAUGUCCAGGCUGCAGAGGAAGCUCUACCUAAGAUUGUUGAACUGAUGGGAAGGGAACUGAAUUGGAGUGAGGAAAAGAAAAAGGAGGAACUUGAUUGUGCAACAAGAUUUCUUUACUAUGAAAUGGGCUACAAGUCUCGGUCAGAGCAGCUAACGCCCUGUUCUGAAAUUAGCCUACAGCCUGCUGAUAUUGAGAGGUACAAAAAGAGAUUUCACAUGUUUGAUAAAGAGCAAAAAGGCUUUAUUACCAUAGUUGAUGUUCAGCGUGUGCUAGAGAGUGUCAAUAUUCAAAUGAAUCAGAAUACACUACAUGAAAUUCUCAAUGAAGUAGAUUUGAAUAAAAAUGGAUUGGUUGAACUCGAUGAGUUUUUGCAGCUGAUGAGCGCUAUUCAAAAAGGAAUGGUAUCUGGAAGCCGUCUAGCAGUACUCAUGAAGACUGCAGAAGAAAGUCUGGGUUCAAGAGCUCCCAUUCCAGUGGAUAGGAGUUGUGGAGGAUUGUGAGUCUGAACAGUUCACAAAACAAAAACAAAAACCAGCAAACAUGGAAAAACAACAGCAACAAAGCACUAUGCUAGAAACAACUAGGAACAACUCUUAGUUCUCCAAACUAGUGGAUGUGUAUAGCUGCUUUUUUUUUUUAACCACUGGAAACAUUCCAAAGCUCUAAGAUAUCUCUGUGUAUGCCCUUGAUACAUAUUUGCCAUUCAGCAUAGCCUAUAAGAGAGGCAGUUUACCUUUAUUUUUCAUGCAGAUUCUAAUACUGUACUUCUGGCCUGAUAGACUAGACAUGCUUUUCUCAGUUCUCAAAGCCGAAUGUUUUGGCAGAAAUUCAAGGAAGAACUUGGAAGAGAUUUGCUGACACAUACCUGUGUUCAUUAAACUUUUAGAUAGCCUUUACUCUUGAAAAAGAAAGGGCAUGCAGAAUGACCCCUUUGGAAAUGAUACUGUUUCUGAGGAUUUCUUCCUUCUGCCUUGUUCCCUCUGCCUCGCAUUCACAAUAUUGUUCAAUUUUCUAUCUCAGGUGUGACUGCCAAAACUAAAAAAAGUUUAGAUCUGGUUUCAGGAGUAAGUUACAAAGAGAAACUGAAAGCUUCCCAAAUCACAGGUAUAGAUAAGGAUAGCAUUGACAUUUACUGAAUCUUACAGUGAUAGUUUCAUCUCGGCAGUUCAUUUUUUUUUCAGUGGCUGCUGGUUUUCUUUGACUGCUGAAGUUGCCAGGAAGAUCCUUGAUUUCUUUGCUUUGAGACUAGCAUGGAAGUGGCACAUUUGGAUAUAGCAAGGAUGAGCCCAAAUUUUCCAUCUCCUUAUAGUAGUACUAUAAUGGUAGAAAUGUAUUUCUACAAGCACAUGUUUAAAAAAAAAAGGCACAAGUUUCAAGCCCUAGAUCUUACCUAUGAGUGUGUGAUAUUGUCUAAUAUUGGUUUAGACUGAUCCCUGUUGCACUGGUUUUGCUCACUUAGCAAAGAAAUGGGGGGGGGGAGUAGAAAUAAAAUAUCUUAGUUUGCUCUGAUUCUAAAUAUUAACCACAAGCACAGAGUUGCAUUGUUUUUUUUUAAAUCCUUAAAAGUAUUUUCCCUUUUGUCCUCUUAUAGAAAAAAAACUUGACAUUUUAAGUAAGGACGGUUUAGGAAUAUUUUUGCUGCUACUUGGUUCUAGUUGUGCUCCCUUCAUCUGGUAGUUUGUCCCUUGGCCCUUCCCAGUGUGAAUUGAACCCACAGAAGCUUUUGCAAAGAUCAGGUUCUGUAUAUAGAAGCAAAUAUCACACUUUGAUGGCAGCUCUUACUACCAUGAUUGGAAAUCUUAGUUAUAAAAAACUGGCACACAAGUUGACAAACCACAGCACAGCAGUCUUUUCUGUUAACAUAAGAUCAGAUCUUAAUGCCUCUCUCUUAGUAUUUAUGUCACCAUUAAGACUGUGAAUGGUGAGAUUCAAAAAAUAGUAGUAUGCCUCAAAAUAGAAUUUUUAAAAAGACCACUUAUGUUCUGUAAACAUUUAUUAAGUGAUUACCACUUGCAUGGCACUAUACAAGGCUACAGAGAUGGAAAACAACCUGCCCACAAGGAGCUUAGGUUCAUGUGUUUGCCACAAGGGAGUAUGAAACCAAAACCAAGGUAGCGAUACUUCUAGAAGUCACUGUGAUAUUCUUUUCUUUCAAAAUUACAGCCAAUAUUUUUAAUAAAUGAUGGCUGAAAUAGGGCAAUUCAGCAUUGUUUUCAAAACAUUAUGAAUUUCUCUGUCUAAAGCUAAGUAAACUCUAACAGACGGAAAAGUUAUUUUUAAAAUAUAUUUUUUAUGCGUGUGUGCCUCUGGGAUGAAAUAUUGUAAUAUUGUAUGUUUGGUUUCCCUCUCUUUCUCUUCCUCUAGUUAAAUCAAGAUAAUGAUGACUUGUAUCUCCCUGAACCUAAUACAGUAGGAAACUGACUUCUUUUGCUUAGGAACCUGCAGAUCCUUUUGCCAGAUCUGCAUUUGUUAAAUAGGCCUUGUGCAUGUUUAGCUGUGUGUGAGGUCUUGUAUCAGUUUUCUCCUAAAGUCUACUGAUUCUGAACCUGUAUUUCUUCACAAGAUCCAGACACCUGUUUUGGGAAUUGGCUGGUGCCAAACUUUUUUUUUAACUAUGAAUAAAGCAAACAAGUAUUUUGUGUCAUGUCUAAAUGAACAUUUGAGGGCUUACCAGAUAAUAAUUUUUGGACAAAUCAAGUACUUCCUGAAACCUGUUCCAGUUAGUCCCACAAACUGACUUUUGAGAUCCUUUUUAAAGAGGUUCAGCUGAAAAAAAAAUCCUGUAUGUAGUGAACACUUUAUAGGCUAUGGCUAAAAUUAGUUUCCCCACUAUAGUUGUAGCAAUAGUGAUAACAGAAGACUAAUUUAUAGGCCAUAGUUGUUUGCCACAUACCCCAUGUACCAUUUCUUGCUUUCAAUCAAUGUAUCUUGAGUGGAACCUCGGGAUUUCUACUGCAUGCUCCUUUAUUCUGCUAAAUUCUGGCUUUGUUUGGCCUUUCCUCAUGGUAUGUGGAAUGCUAGCUGUAUCUUGUUCUAUGGCAAAAAUUGCACUCUUAUUUGUGAGAUGUUAAAAAAUGCAAGGAUCGAUCAUUGAAUUAAUUAUCCCACAUUUUAUGUAUUUAAGAAAAAGCUGUUGGCAUAUGAAUGUAAUAAUGGUGAAACCCAAUGCAGUUGUAUCUUUGUACUGUUUUGCAUUAUUUCAGUCCUAUGGGUGGUCCAGGGGAGAACUGUCCUUAUUAUGUGUGAAACCAGAAACAAAAUACUGACAGCUACAAGCUCUGUGCUGGCCUGGAUAGACAAACUGCAUGUUUUUACAUGUGGCACUUUUAUGUAUUAUGUAGGUUAUUGUUCUAGAUUGGACUGUUAAAUACUGUGUUUGAGGCUGGGUUGUCAUUUUUAUAACUGUCUUGGUGUUUUAUUGCCAUUAUUUAUUACUUUUGAUAUACAGAAUGAGCUGCAUGCAUUUAUAGAGCAAUAAGAGGAUGUAUUUAAUGUGCCUUGUUUUUAACUGAAUAAGAACUGAAAGCAUGAAUCAAUAAAACUGAUUAAAAUGGUCCAUUCACUGGCAUUUUGAUGUUCCUGGCAGUCACAGAAAUAACUUUGAUUAGUCCUGAAGUUAAAAAAAAAGUUUGAAAAAUGUUUUAAGAAACUAUAUUUUUAGAAUGACAUUUACUUGUUAAUUUUUUCUAGCUCUGAAUUUUGCAAUGCUAUAUCAGAAGUGAAAUCUCUGCAUUAGACAGAUUUAAUUUUUAUGAGAUAGCCUGAAUUAUUUGUAUUAAUUUGUAGCUGAAGCCUUUGGGGUAUGAGUUCUGUAUUUGUGCAAUCCUGUUUUAAAAUUACAUCCAGCCUAUUACAGCACUGUUGGGUUUUUUGUCAACCAGAGCCUUUCUGACUAAGCGUUCCCAUGCACACUGAUGAAUUUUAUCAUAACUAAAAUCAAUAGAAAUGAAUGGGAAAGAUUACAUAAUCCAUUUUGAUCAUCUUACAUGUCAAGUUAGUGC